UUGUGGCUUCCUCCAAUAGUUCCUUCCCCAAACACCAUGGGCGCUUUCGCUGUUCCUGCAGUCAUUUUCGGGUUAGUUUGUGCUGUAACGUUCACAAUAGGGUUUUCAAAAGAGAAUGUUUUUAACGUCAUGAGCUAUGGAGCUGUGGAAGGCACCACUAGAGAUAGUUCUCACGCAAUACUAAAAGCAUGGAAAGCAGCAUGUAGCUCUAAAACAGAAAGUUCUACAGUGCUAAUUCCCAAGAGGCAUACACUUCUAGUAAAACCAAUUGUUUUGAGAGGUCCAUGCAGGGCAAACAGCAUCACUUUCAUGAUACAUGGAGAGAUUGUGGCACCAACCUCACCAGGCGAAUGGACGCGGACUGACCAGAGCCAGUGGCUGGCUUUUGAAGGGGUAAGCAGGCUCAAUGUCACUGGCACCGGCAUUGGCAAAAUAGAUGGAAGAGGUACAAGAUGGUGGAGCCAAUCAUGUAGGGAUCACCCAGACUUGAAGGGUUGCACCUCAUUAGCACCUACUGCAAUGAAGAUUAUUUCAUGCAACAACACCAGCUUGAGCAACAUUCACUUUAUUAACAGCUCACAAACACAUGUACUAAUAAUGGGGAGCAAGAGAGUCGAAAUUAAAAAUUUGGUAAUCACAGCUCCAGAAAGCAGCCCAAACACUGAUGGCAUUCACAUUCAUUCCUCUCACAAUGUUAUUAUAAAGAACACAACAAUAGGCACAGGUGAUGAUUGUGUAUCUAUAGGAGAUUACACCUCUAACGUGAAUAUCUCACACAUCAGAUGUGGACCUGGUCAUGGAAUAAGCAUUGGAAGCUUGGGAAGAAGCGGCAAUUUUGUACAAGUAGAGGAUAUUAGAGUGAGUAAUGUCUACUUCAAAGGAACUACCAAUGGAGCUCGGAUUAAGACUUGGCAGAUUGGUAGGGGUAACAUCCGAAGGGUCACAUUUCAGAAUCUCUAUUUUGAAUCAGUCAAUAACCCCUUUAUUAUAGACCAAAACUACGGUAACCUAGGGGGACUCAGCAACGAAAAGCAAACCGGAGUUCAUAUAGCCAAUGUAUCCAUCAAUAACCUUUUCGGGACAUCAAUCAGCAAUGUGGCUAUCAAUCUCAAUUGCAGUAGGUCUGUUGCCUGCACUGGUAUACUGUUAAAGUCGAUACAGCUCAAAUCUGCAAAUAGUGGACAAAAGGUUACCUCAAGUUGCCUCAAUGCCCAUGGAUUUUCCUUUGGAGUGGUACAACCUGAACCCUGUCUUCAGAUAUAAAUUUGAUGGAGUCUUUGAAAAAAGUUUCUAUCCCACCCUAAUUAGCUAGCAGUUGAUGAAACUUGACCAUGAUCUUUUAGGC
Messenger RNA from Momordica charantia (bitter melon), 1345 nucleotides. Its product is annotated as putative polygalacturonase At1g80170. Gene Ontology annotation, molecular function: polygalacturonase activity. The record is from RefSeq and is a predicted model, not a curated record. Gene Ontology annotation, biological process: carbohydrate metabolic process. Lineage: Eukaryota; Viridiplantae; Streptophyta; Magnoliopsida; Cucurbitales; Cucurbitaceae.